Salvia hispanica is the source of this 1908-nucleotide messenger RNA. NCBI's taxonomy places the organism in Eukaryota, Viridiplantae, Streptophyta, Magnoliopsida, Lamiales, Lamiaceae. The record is from RefSeq and is a predicted model, not a curated record.
AUGAUGAAUGCGUUGCUACUGAGUUCAGGAUUACCCCAGAACAUGUGGGGGGAGACUAUUUUGACAGCCAACUAUAUCCUAAACAAAAUUCCACUCAAAGGAAAAGACAUCACUCCUUAUGAGUUAUGGAAAGGAAGGAAACCAUCAUACAAAUACCUCAAAGUGUGGGGGUGUUUGGCGAAGGUGAUGGUUCCCCUGCCCAAAGAAGUCACAAUUGGACCUAAAACGGUUGAUUUUAUCUUCAUUGGAUAUGCACUUAACAGUAGUGCAUAUAGAUUUGUUGUUCACAAGUUUGAAAUAUCGACUAUCACAGUAGGAACAACAAUCGAGUCAAGGAAUGCCGUAUUUCUCGUGCUUGUGCUUGUGCCCGUUUCCUUGCACUUUCCCUUGUCCUUGGACUUGGACUUGGAUCUUGGCAAUUGGUCUUUGGGUGGUCUUUGGGCUGUUCUUUGGGCCUGUUCGUGGGCUUGGCCCAAGGCUAGUGGGUAUCGUAUGGUGUUUGGUCCAUUUACCGGGAAAGACAAUCAUGGUUGUCCUAUUGCGUUUGGAGCUGGUUUCGUAUCCGGUGAGAAUUGUGAUGCAUUUUCAUGGCUUUUCACUGUAUUUGUUGAAUGCAUGGGUGUUGCUCCAAGAAUCAUAAUCACUGACCAAGAUUGGGGAAUGAGGCUUGCCAUUGAGAAGGUAUUAUCUGGUACAAGGCAUCGUUUGUGCAUGUGGCAUAUUGUGAGCAAGUUGUUUGAGAAGAUACCUAAAUCUAUUUCUAAUAGAGAAAAGUUUAGUAAGGAGUUUAAGUCUUGUGUUUGGUCAGAGUUGUUAGAUCCGGAUGAGUUUGAUAUAUUAUGGACUAGUAUUGUUGAAAAAUAUGGUGUAGAAGAUCAUAAAUGGUUUAAGGAUAUGUUUGCUAUUAAACAUAUGUGGAUCCUAGCCUUCUUUAGAGAUGUUCCUAUGGGUUCUUUAAUGAGAACAACAUCUUUUUCAGAAUCUGAAAACAGUUUUUUUAAGAGGUACUCGAAACCGUUGUUUAAUUUUGCUGACUUCACUCUUCAGUAUAAUAAUGCCAUUGAUGCUCAAAGGAAUCAAACUGAAAGGCUUGACUAUUAUGAUUCUGUAAUCACUCCAAAAUAUGUCACUGAUUUAGCAUUUGAGAAGCAAUUGAUAUCUGUAUACACAGAUAGGAUGUUUAGAGUGGUACAAGAAUUGAUUGCUGAGGCUGAUAAGAGUUGUCGGAUGAUUAGCAUGUCCACAUUGGAGAACAUCGAGGUCUUUAAAGUUUCUGAUGCUAGAAAGAAGACCUUUACAGUUACACAUGAGAUAGAGACUGAGUCAUAUGAAUGUGAGUGUAAACUAUUUUUAAGGUGUGGUUAUCUAUGCAGCCACCUUUUCUUCAUCCUCAGAAACAAAGAUGUCAACAAUAUUCCAGAGAAAUAUGUUGGUAACCGUUGGCUUAAAAGUGAAUUACUAAAGGCAGUUCAUGGUCUCACGAGUGAUGAAAGUGCGUCUGACAGAGGUUCUAACAAAGAUGACAAACUACAGAUUGCUAACAGGUGUCAUGGACGUUACUUUGGUCUAUAUCAGCGUGCUUUUAGGAAUAAAGAUCAUUUGAUUGCUUUGGAUAAUUUGCUUGCGGGUAUUGGUCCUCAAAUCUUUAAAGAUGACUGUGCUGGAUCGUCGUCUGUUGAUAAAAAUGAUUCAAUCAUGAAUAUAUAUGGUAUUGCUGUACCUGAAGAAAUAACUGUCCAUGCUCCAGAUGUGGUUAGUACAAAAGGAGGUGCAAGUGACAAGAAAAGCAAGAUUAAGUCAAGCAUAGAGAAAGCAAUUGAAAAAGAAAAUAAACCUCAUAGGUGUUGUGGAAAGUGUCACAAAGUUACUGAUCAUAAUGCUAGAAGUUGUGGCAGAAAGCAGACAUGA